UACAACACGCAGUGGCAUAAAGGAUCAGACUUUUGGAAGAAUCUUCACUUUCAGUGAACAGAAAAUUGGAGAAACCAAAAAAACUAAAGAAAGACACUGAAUAAGUUUCAUAAUAAUCACGUCACGUUUGGAUAUUGGAUUUAUUUAACAGUUUUCACCGUCUAAAAUGGAAAACGAAACAAAAAACAUCUGUUGUAAUUCGACGUGUGGAGACCACUGGGAGUCCCUUUCCAUUCCAGUGUUUAUGUUUGUGUUUGGGGUUGUUGGUAAUAUUAUUGCCAUAGCUGUGCUUUCAAAGUAUAAACGAGAACGCAAAGAAUCCGCCUUCUAUACUCUUGUGUGCGGACUGGCGGUGACUGAUCUACUUGGGACUUGUCUGGCCAGCCCGGUAACUAUUAAAACCUACAUCGACUGCACAGUGCUGGGUGGGAAAGCUUUGUGCAACUUCCAUUCCUUUCUCCUGCUGUUCUUCGGUGUGGCAGGGCUCUCUAUUAUCUGCGCAAUGUCCGUGGAGAGGUACCUCGCCAUCAACCACCCCUACUUCUACCAGCGGCGCAUUGACCAACAGCUGGCUGGCUGGACCUUGUUUGCUAUCUACGCCGGGAACGUUUUAUUUUGCAGUUUCCCCGUGUUUGGCAUGGGCGAAAAUGUCCGACAGUACCCUUAUACGUGGUGUUUUAUCAACUGGCGGACCAAUGACUCUCUUCAUGCUUCUUAUUCUUUCCUGUACGCUGGCGUGAGCUCCCUCCUCAUUGUGGUGACCCUGGUCUGUAACGUGUUAGUCUGCGGCACUUUGGUUGUCAUGCACAGGGGGUCGAUGGGUAGGUUGGUCCACAGAGACAGCGUGAAGGACCGGUGGAAGGCUAGUACUUCUGCCGAGGAAAUCCAAAUGAUGCUCCUGCUUAUUGUGACGUCAGUGGUGGUGCUCGUCUGUUCUACUCCGCUAGUGGUGCGAGUCUUUAUCAACCAGAUCACACAUCCAGCAGUGGAGAAGGACAUGGGUAACCCCAACCUGCAGGCCAUUCGCAUCGCCUCCAUGAACCCCAUCCUCGAUCCCUGGGUGUACAUCCUGCUGCGCAGAGCCGUCUUCCACAGGGUCAUGGGGUUAGCCAAGCGGGCCUUCAAUCGACAGGGCAACUCCGUGGUGCCGGGGUCCCGCCAAGCCGUCCUCUACCUGGCAUCAGACAAGGGCCUAGUGACCAUGCUGCAGGCACAGGGGCCAGGCUGCCCUGGAGAGGAAUCACAAGCAUUGAGCCAGGAGAACCAGUGCUUCGGGUUGAGAGACAGCGAGGAAACAGCAGAGAGACAGAGACAAACCGCUUGACACCUCUCUCACUGAAUCAGUGGCUGGGCAGCAGAGAAACGAGCUGGAAACUCAGACCUUGAGCAACACAACCUCUGACUAAUUAAUGUCAGUGAAACAGUCCCACGCUAAUGAGGGACUGUGAAAGCAGAGAGUUUUGGGUUAGGCACCCUUCUCUCAGGAUCUUCCAGUGUUGAAGCCACCUUAUUCUGAACAGGUCCACGUUGGAAAGAGGGUUGAAAGGAUUCCCUUCAGUCUGGAUCUGAUGCUGUUUAUUGAGGACAAAACUGCUGUGCCCUGUGCAGUUUAAAUCAGUUUCUUAUAUUUAAUCACAUUUUUAGUAAUGUUUUAGUUUUGGUAUCAGUCUUUUAGACAAAAAGAUAAGGACAGAGGGAAGGAGACACUUCUUCACCCAGUUUUGAGAUGAAUCAGCUGCUAGGAACUGGACAAGCUCAGAUGGGCCUCCUCUUGUUUGAAAAUGGUCUUAUGUUCAUGAAAAACAGAUUUGCAAUCCUAAGUUUUGUCCUUGAUUUUAAAAGCUGCUAAACGGACAGACUUGAAGCCCUCACCUUGUCCACAGAAACUAACAAUGAAGCAGGAUGAACACAUUUUUUUUUUUUUAAACCAAUUUUUUAUCAGGUGCCAGCACCUAAGGUGCUGAGGUCAUGGAGACAUUACAGCUGUAACUGCUGAAUACAUGGAGACAUUACAGCUAUAACUGCUGAAUACAUGGAGACAUUACAGCUGUAACUGCUGAAUACAUGGAUAAAUUACAGCUGUAAUUGCUUUAUACAUGGAUACAUUACAGCUAUAACUGCUGUAUACAUAGAUAAUUAAUUGUAAAUGCAGGUCAUUACAUAACAUAAAGAUACAGUAUUAAUUUAUUAACAAUAACAGUAUUUAUUAUUACUACAGUGCUAAUACGUUCUGUUCAAUAUUCACCAUUUCUAUUUCAUCCUUCGUGCUACCCACCGGGUUUUCCCAUUUUAUUUGGGGGAAGUUGAAAUCC
Polyodon spathula (Mississippi paddlefish) is the source of this 2312-nucleotide messenger RNA. RefSeq names its product prostaglandin E2 receptor EP4 subtype-like. Gene Ontology annotation, cellular component: plasma membrane. The transcript is spliced from 2 exons. NCBI's taxonomy places the organism in Eukaryota, Metazoa, Chordata, Actinopteri, Acipenseriformes, Polyodontidae. The record is from RefSeq and is a predicted model, not a curated record. Gene Ontology annotation, biological process: positive regulation of cytosolic calcium ion concentration; adenylate cyclase-activating G protein-coupled receptor signaling pathway; cellular response to prostaglandin E stimulus. Bases 167 to 1324 code for a protein of 385 amino acids. Gene Ontology annotation, molecular function: prostaglandin E receptor activity.